This is a messenger RNA of Theobroma cacao (cacao), 2775 nucleotides long. The record is from RefSeq and is a predicted model, not a curated record. NCBI's taxonomy places the organism in Eukaryota, Viridiplantae, Streptophyta, Magnoliopsida, Malvales, Malvaceae.
UCUGCGUAUAGACUUUUAUAUCAAAAGAUAGGCCAUUGUCCCCACCAGGAGCGAGGUGCCCACUUUGAUUAAACCCCGGUUGUGGCAUUGGCGUUGCCAUGGCGUAGGCGGAUGUUGACGGUUGAGUUUAUCAAGUGGGAGAGGAAAAGGAGUGAAAGCUGGCUGGUUUUAUAGUGCGCAGUGCGCACCCUCCGUUAAAGUCGUUCCCCCCUGGGCAAACCAAAGCAGCAGCUGGCCUUUGUCCGUGAUCCCUGAGGCACCGACUUUUUGUUUUUUUUUUUAAGAAAAUGAGGCAUUUUCUUGCUGAAGAAUUAAGCACUUACUUUUGCCGCCAGAUCUUAGCUCGUUUCUAGGGUUUUCUCCAUUAAAUCCUACUCUUUUUUUCUUUUUUCAAAUGCACGGCCUAAGCCGCCUCGGGACCGGUAGUAACCGUUCGGUCUCCCCUUCCCCGCCUUCCUCGCCGCGGUUCCGCCAUGGCCGUUACAAGAACUUUAGUGGAGCUGGAGGAAGUGCGGGUGGUGGACGUGGCGGGAAGCAGAGCGCGGCGGAUAAGAUAGUGUUUGUGUUGAUAUCGGCGGUGUUUCGAAGAAAAGGCGUGCUUUUGUUUGCGCCGUUGGUGUACAUUUCGGGAAUGCUGUUGUUCAUGGGCACGUUAGGUUUCGAUGUUGUGAGUUUGAAAAAUGCGGUUGUUGUUGUCCACAGGCGUUCGCCACCAGGGUCGGUUUAUCGGAGUCCUCAAGUUUUUCAGAAGCUUUGGCCGUUUAUGGAGGCUGAGAGCAAUGCCAGUUACAAUGCGUUGAUGACAGCAUGGAAUCUGAAAAUGCAUCAAGGUUGGAAGCCAUGUGCCAGCUCUAUUAUCUCUAGAACAGGUUUUUCAGAGUUGCCAAAGUCUAACGGUUUCCUUAUAAUUGAAGCAAAUGGUGGCUUAAAUCAACAACGCUUAUCGAUAUGUGAUGCAGUGGCAGUGGCGUGGCUGCUAAAUGCAACUCUUCUCAUUCCAAUCUUUCAUUUAAACAGUGUUUGGCGAGAUUCUAGCAAGUUUGGAGAUAUAUUUGAUGAAGAAUUCUUCGUACAUGCUCUUAAAAAUCAUGUGAAUGUGGUCAGAGAGCUCCCAGAAGAUGUACUUCAGAGGUUUGACAAUAACAUCAGCAAUAUUGUUAAUUUGAGAGUAAAAGGUUGGUCAAGUCCAGCCCAUUAUCUUCAGAAGGUUCUUCCAAAACUAGAGGCAAUGGGGGCUGUUCGCAUUGCACCCUUUUCUAACAGGUUGGCAUAUUCAGUUUCUUCAAACGUACAAGGGCUUCGGUGCUUAUCCAAUUUUGAAGCACUAAGGUUUUCUGAACCUAUAAGGAUGCUUGCUGGUAAAAUGGUAGAGAGGAUGGUCAAGAAUAGCUCCCAUAGUGGAGGAAAAUAUGUUUCAGUGCAUCUUCGGUUUGAAAUGGACAUGGUUGCAUUUUCAUGCUGUGAAUAUGAUGGUGGGGAAGAAGAGAGACAUGAGAUGGAUAUUGCUCGAGAAAGAAGUUGGAGAGGAAAAUUUAGGCGAAGGGGCAGAGUUAUAAGGCCAGGUGUAAAUCGUAUGGAUGGAAAAUGCCCUUUAACUCCUUUGGAGGUGGGAAUGAUGCUUAGGGGCAUGGGUUUCGAUAAUAAUACAUCAGUAUUUGUCGCAGCAGGAAAUAUUUACAAAGCAGAAAAAUACAUGGCUCCACUUAAACAGAUGUUUCCGCGUUUAGAAACAAAAGAUACACUGGCCACUCCAGAGGAACUUGCUCCAUUCAAGGGCCACUUGUCGAGGUUAGCUGCACUUGACUACACGGUUUGCCUUCACAGUGAAGUAUUUGUCACGACACAAGGUGGAAACUUUCCCCACUUCUUAAUGGGUCACCGACGCUAUUUAUAUGGAGGACAUGCGAAAACAAUUAAGCCUGACAAGAGGAAAUUAGCACUGCUUUUUGAUAACCCUCAUAUCAGAUCCUAAGCCUAUCAGUUCUGCGUCUUGCGUGCAAAUGUAAUCAUGUUGAGCUCAGAUGAAUUCUGGCAUCCUUCUCUUCAGUACCACCAUCCUUCUUAGCUCGGCGGUCACUACUUGAUUCAAAUCUCUGUCUAUGAUCAUCACUUCCCUGGGAAAAUCAUCUCAUAGUGGCAUUAUCAAAUAUGAUAGAUUGAGAACAGGUCAUUUGAAAUGUGAGUGCAUCUUGGACUGCUGCCUUUAUUGGCACAUCCUACCCUGUCUUGAAUAACAUCUUCCCUUUAGCUUCUCAACUUACUUCCCCAUCUUGUUCUUGAUUGAACUGAAAAUAGCUUGCCUUGAGCAGCCAGUGAAUAUUGGAAGGCCAAGAUAUGUAUAAUUGUUCAUCAUGGUGGAUUAAUUUUGCCGAAUCUGUAUCUCUGUCCAUUCUUUCAUGUUUUCACUGCUAAAAUAUACUCAUGUUGAGUUGGCUGCCUGAAACCCCUCAUAGUUUAAAACUGAAAUAGCUGCCUCCAUCACCACUUGAAGCUUUAAUGGUAAAACUAACUAUUAUGGGACUUCAUGUUUAUUUUUUUCACCAACUUAGUAGAGCUUUGAAUUUAAUAAGCUAACUGUCCUCCUUGUUUUAAGUUCUAGAUUUUUGUCACAUCCCUCUUCCAUGUUAUGCUGGGUUCCUCAAGCUGAUUAGCUGUAAAUUGCUCUGCUUCUUGAAUGAUCAGCUUCACUAUCACAAGUUAUUAAUAGUUAUUAUUUUUGAUCCAGCACAAGUUCUUCAUAGUUGGUUGUGCAUUUUUGAGCAUGGCCUCUUGUCU